UCAUCUUUCCGUUCCGUCGCGUCCUGAUGCUGCAGGCAGCGUGCGACAGGGCAGCCUGGGCUCCCGAGCUGGCAGCGGCAGCCUGGCGGACAGAGAUGGCUGCGUUCACGGAGCGAAGACGCGGAGGCGGCGGGAGAUUUGCAGGGUGUUCGCGGACGGUGUGUCCUUGGUGGCGGCUCGCGGUGCUCCUGUUCUCCGUGUCCUCCUUGCCGGCGGUCACGGCGCUGGUGGAGGGCCUGUACUGCGGCACGGAGGUCUGUUACGAUGUACUCGGCGUCACCCGGGAGGCCUCUAAGGCGGAGAUCGCCCGGGCUUACCGGCAGCUGGCUCGCCGGUACCACCCGGACCGGUUCAGGCCGGGAGAGCCCGGCUUGGAAGGUGAGACCCAGGAGUCCGCACAGAAGAAAUUCCUGCUCAUCGUGACCGCGUACGAGACGUUAAAGGAUGAGGACACUCGGCGGGACUACGACUACAUGCUGGACCACCCUGAGGAGUACUACCAGCACUACUACGCCUACUACCGCCGACAGCUCACCCCCAAAGUGGAUGUCAGGGUCGUUAUCCUGGUCACCAUCUGUGCCAUCUCCAUCUUCCAGUACUACAGCUGGCACAGCAGCUACAACGAGGCCAUCAACUACCUGGUGACGGUCCCCAAGUACCGAAUCCAGGCCACGGAGAUCGCCAAGCAGCAGGGCCUCCUCAACCGCACCAAGGAGAAGGGCAAAAACCGCCGCUCCAAAGAGGAGAUCCGGGAGCAGGAGGAGGAGGUGAUCCGUGACAUUAUCAAAACCAAGAUCGACAUUAAAGGAGGCUACCAGAAGCCCAACCUGUCGGACAUCCUGCUGUGUCAGAUUGUGCUUUUCCCCUACUAUCUAACCAACUACGUGGCCUGGUACGUCUCCUGGGUGUACCGCUUCACCAUCUGCAGGGAGGAAUACGGAAACGAGGAGAAACUCUACAUCAUCAGGAGGUACAUGAAGAUGUCUCAGUCUCAGUUUGACAGUCUGGAUGAAAACACCAGACAGUCCUUCCUGGAGAAACAGCUCUGGAUCAAAGAAAACUAUGAGGUGUACAGAAAGGAGCAGGAAGAGGAGAUGAAAGUUAAGAUGGCGACCGACCCAAGGAUGAAGAGAUACCGCCGCUGGAUGAAGAACGAAGGUCCAGGCCGGCUGACAUUCAUCGACGACUGACGGCUGUAUGCUCCGUCUGUAACAUACACACCUGCCUCAGUGCCAACAUACACAGAAAACACACGCCAUGCUGUGUGGAGAAAUACCUGUACAGAAAGAUUAACUAUGCCUGUUUAUAUAGUGAGAGAUAUUUUCAUAGCGAUCAGGCCUCAGAAAGGGGACAAAGUGGAUUAAACUGUGAGCUGAGAAUUUUGAGUAAUUUUUUUACAUGAUGCAGUGUUUUUUUGUUUUUUUUUGUUGUUGUUGUUUUUUUCCAAACCAUGUUCAUUUCACCUUUAAUGAAGUUUAAUGAUUCUUUUAAAUUUUUAUUCUGUAAUUUUCUCCAGCUGCUUUUGUUUUCUCCUGCUGGUAAAAACAGAUGAAUGAGUUUUGGUGCCUGAGUUAUUGGCAAACGAUUUCUGUUGACAUCAUCCAAUUGCAAGGUGAUUAACAUAACGCUAAGUAACCAGUAGGCUACCAGGUUGCCACAGCCAACAGUACAGUCAAAGCGCCCUUGCGUCACCUGCUCACUCUCUAUGCUGCUUUAGAGUGUCAGCUAAAUGUCUGAAGUGCUAAAUGAGUGCAGAGUAUUUUGCAUGCAUUGCUUUUUUGAUGAACAAACCAAGGCCAGAGUGUAUUUUUUGAGAACAGCUGACAGUUGAUUAAAUCCUCCAUGUUCGCUGUCUGUCUCGCAGCCAGAUGAGAGGAUGGAUAUUAAAUUGAACUCUGCAUCUUGGACAUAUUUAGCCUAGUUUAUCACAAAGACUGGAAGCAGGGGGGGGGGGACCUAACCGUGUACCUCUGAUGGAUAGCCUAGCUCGACCAGAAGUAAGAAUAUCCACCUUCCAACUCUAGAGCUGUCACGUUCACAUGUUUCACUAUUGCUUAUUGAACAGGUAUAGAAAGAGAAAUGUCACAAUUAGCGAUUUGGUGGCUGGCUUGUUAGCGAACAAGAUACAAGAAAUGCGUGAGAGGUGAUGAGGAGAUUAAACUGAUGUCCAGCUUCUCAUCUGACUCUGAGGAAGAUGACAGUAAAAAAUAACAUCAGUGGUACAAACAUGAAGAGAGCACUGAUAACACAUGAAGCUAAUGAACUGGGUUAAACAGGUGAAUUUUCUCUAUAGAUUUUCUGUCUCUUCUGAUCUGAUCUGUGAAGCUUUUCUAUCAGGAAAAAAAAAGCAGAAGCAAAAACAGAUGAGCACAUUUCAGAUGUUUGCAUUAAUCCGUUUUUUUUUUUGUGUGUGUGUGUGUGUGUGUGUGUGUGUGUGUAAAUGGAAGCCAAAGUCACAACUGCAAGUAUCUGUAAAUUGUGCUACAGCAGAUGUUUAUCGCCCAGGGACUCUGUAAUUGUGGUUUCUGCUCUGUUUCUUCAGAAGUUCAGGUGACCGCUUACUGUUUACUGCAUUUUGCAACAUGGUUUUACUUAAUAUUAUUUAUUGUUUCACAUUUCCUUUGUCUUUUUGUUGUCAUUUUUGUGCUGAGGUGGCAUUAAAGUCCUACUGUAACUACA
Molecule: messenger RNA, 2679 nt
Organism: Lates calcarifer (barramundi perch)
Lineage: Eukaryota; Metazoa; Chordata; Actinopteri; Centropomidae
Gene: dnajc25
Product: DnaJ (Hsp40) homolog, subfamily C, member 25
Exons: 5
Coding region: 27-1190 (387 amino acids)
Biological process (GO): protein folding
Cellular component (GO): endoplasmic reticulum membrane
Source: RefSeq, a predicted model, not a curated record